GAAGCUAUUGCCCUUCCAUGACUUUGAGGGAUUUCUUUGCCCUACACAGGAAUGAACAACCAUGACCCGCGGAUGCAGCAAGGCCCAGCGUUUAGCUUCGGCACACGUCAUCGUGACUCACAUGCCAACUCUUCCCCAGGUCCUGGAUACCUCGUUCCCUCCAACAUCACCAGGGUGGGUCGGGAUGGAACCCCUGCGUACUCCGUCUACGGCCGACCUAAGGAUAUUCAGCCCUUUAAAACCCCUGGCCCAGGCAGUUACUCCCCUGAAAAUGCAAUAAAAACCACCUUUCACUCUGCCCCUGCGUUCUCUCUGUCUGCAAGGACUAAACUGUUUCGUAAUGACCAAACACCAGGUCCGGCUGCAUACAUGCUUCCCCCAGUAUUAGGGCCAAGAGUUGUGAAUAAAGCGUCUGCCCCAAAUGUCUUCUUUGGCGGUCGUAGCGAAAUCGGCAGCUUCUAUGAAGAUCUACGGAAGACUCCAGGCCCAGGGACCUACCAAGUGGUGAAUUCAGGGGUGUACAAACGCAAGUCCCCUGAGUACAGCAUGACCGGACGCAACUUCUCACCCGGAGACACUACAAAGAAACCAGGACCUGGAGCCCAUCAUCCAGAAAGGGUUACUUUCACAGGAACCAAAGCUCCCAGCUUUUCAUUUGGAAUUCGACAUUCAGAGUACACCUUUCCUUUAAUUGUGGAUGGGGCUGAUUAAACAGGUCAAUUCUGUUAAACAAGCCUGUCUGUUGUGUCAGGUCUUUAACGGUGUUUCAUAAAAGUAGUAGAUGCAGUAAUUGUGCUGUUGGUACAAUAUAAGAAAUAAGCUCCAUUCCAAAACCAAGUGAAGCAAGUCUACCUAGACUA
This is a messenger RNA of Carassius gibelio (silver crucian carp), 860 nucleotides long. Its product is annotated as outer dense fiber protein 3-B-like. The record is from RefSeq and is a predicted model, not a curated record. Gene Ontology annotation, cellular component: cytoskeleton. The transcript has 5 exons. Lineage: Eukaryota; Metazoa; Chordata; Actinopteri; Cypriniformes; Cyprinidae. Bases 52 to 711 code for a protein of 219 amino acids.